AUGGCGACAGAAAAGACCCCCGUUUCGACACAUCAACGAUCCGACUCAUCGGCUCCAUCGAGUCGAGCUUCGAAUUCCGAUGACAGCUUACGAUCAGCGCAUGAGACUCGUCUCCGACACGAAGAUGGAGAAGAUCGAGUCAGCCAUUGCUCGGAGCAAGACCACGACCAUGAAGGAAGCAGAGACAUUGAGAAAAACCUCCCAUCUCUCGAUCAAACACCCACAAACCAGAGCAGGAAUAACAACCUCAGCAUUCUCGACACAGUGCGCAGCCACGUCUCCCAUCAAGACAUGCACGUCUCCGACAAUGUCUACCGCGAACAAAACGCAGAGCAAUAUCUGCGAUUCUCGCCGGCUCGCAAAGUGGCCAUCGUGGCGAUUCUGUCUGCUUGUUCUUUCUUAUCGCCGAUAUCAUCAACAACAAUCCUUCCUGCCAUGCCAGAGGUGGCGAACACCUUCAAUACCACUGGUAGUGUGAUCAAUGCGAGUAAUGCUGUGUUCAUUCUUACAAUGGGUCUGUCCUCCACUUUCUGGGGAACGUUUAGCCAGAUUUAUGGCAGAAGACCUAUGUCUUUUUGGAGUUCGUUCUUCUUCUUCGUUUUCAGUCUGGCAACAGCGCUUUCACCGAAUCUGGCUGCAUACUUCAUCUUCCGAGCCCUUACGGCUUUUCAAGGAACAUCCUUCCUUGUUGUGGGUAGUGCGUCUAUCAGUGAUAUUUACACACCCACGGAGAGAGCCACUGCUCUCGCAUGGUUUCUGUCUGGAACUUUGAUUGGUCCAGCACUUGGACCCUUCUUAGGGGGUGUGAUAGUGACUUACCGUUCGUGGCGGGKCAUCUUCUGGCUGCAAACCGCACUUGGUGGAUUUGCAUUCAUUCUAGUCGCUCUGUUCAUUCCUGAGACAAUCCCGCACAAAACCAUCUCAGACCUCGCCGACCUCUCACCACUAGAAAAGACAGUCGCAAUCUGGCACCGCAUGAAUCCUAUUCGAGUCAUCAAAUUGCUGUUCCAGUACCCCAAUCUCUUCUUUGCCGCACUUGCUUCCGCAUCUCUGGUUUGGAACCAAUACUCUCUCCUUACUCCGAUCAGAUACGUUCUGAAUCCACGAUUCAACCUCACCACUCCGAUUGAAUCCGGGCUAUUCUAUCUCGCUCCGGGAUGCGGCUAUGUUUUUGGCACCUUCUUCGGCGGCCGGUAUGCUGACCAUAUUGUCCGCAAAUGGAUCCGUAAGCGAGACGGCGUUCGCGUGCCCGAGGACCGCCUCAAGUCUUGCCUGCUUUUCUUGGGAGUGUCCAUCCCAGGCUGGGUCCUCAUUUACGGAUGGACCAUAGACCAAAAAGUCGGUGGGAUCCCCGUUCCCGUCAUCGCACUUUUCCUUCAAGGAGUGUCGCAGACGUUUGUCUUUCCCAGUCUAAAUACCUACUGUCUCGACGUCAUGCAAUCCAAGGGUAGAAGCGCUGAGGUUGUUGCGGGUAACUACAUGUUUCGAUAUGCUCUUGGAGCGCUGGGUACGGGUGUUGUGUUACCGGGCAUUGGAGCUAUGGGCGUAGGCUGGUUCAGCACCAUCUCUGCUAUAUUUGUGGGCGUCUCGGGUUUCUUUAUGUGGCUCACGACGAUCAAAGGAGCUACCUGGCGACAGAGAGUGGAUGAGAAGCUAGCCCAACGAGCGGCUGCUUGA
Molecule: messenger RNA, 1677 nt
Organism: Talaromyces amestolkiae
Lineage: Eukaryota; Fungi; Ascomycota; Eurotiomycetes; Eurotiales; Trichocomaceae
Exons: 3
Coding region: 1-1677 (558 amino acids)
Biological process (GO): transmembrane transport
Molecular function (GO): transmembrane transporter activity
Source: RefSeq, a predicted model, not a curated record